AUGGCAUCCAAAAUCAACCUCGCCAUCCAGCGACUCGCUAUGCCCACAUUCAUGGCCACAAUCACCUCAGCUACCAGACUCGGCACCCAACAGUCGCGUCUCCUGUCAACCACCGCAGCCCUGAACAAGAGGCGUGCCCCCUCCGAGUACCGCUGCUCCAUAAGCAGAGCCCGCGAGGAACGCAAUACGCUCACCAAACCAAAGCCAAGCGCCUUCACAUGGCCUCGUUGGACGAGCGGGAACGAAAGCGUCAGAUCUAGCCUCCUCAGUAGAACUCAUCCCCUAAGAGCCAAGGCUCCCAACCCAAGCGCCAACAAAGUCAACAAGACGGAGCCGAUGCAGAGCGCAAUCAUCCCCGCGUCUCCCAUAAAGAUGUCCGACCUCAAGGACAGGAUUUCCAACGGCUAUAACGGAACACUCAAGAUGGCAACGAAAGUCAACGCCGUUCCCGUCAUGUGGAAAGUCGCCGGUCUGACGACCCUCGCCUCCCUCGGCACCUACGGCGCCAUCGGGCAAUACCAGGCCAUGUUGGAGGCAGAGGCCAAGAAGAAGAGAAUCGCAGAGGAAAACGAGGCCUGGAGAAGAUACAAACAGGAACUGUGGGAGCAAGGGCAUUCCAUGUCGCCUGGAUCGGGCGUACUCAACGAUGGAUCGUAUCCAUUUGCGUUGUUUUACCACUAG
Molecule: messenger RNA, 681 nt
Organism: Colletotrichum fioriniae
Lineage: Eukaryota; Fungi; Ascomycota; Sordariomycetes; Glomerellales; Glomerellaceae
Source: RefSeq, a predicted model, not a curated record